Messenger RNA from Striga hermonthica, 648 nucleotides. Lineage: Eukaryota; Viridiplantae; Streptophyta; Magnoliopsida; Lamiales; Orobanchaceae. The record is from the annotation of a GenBank genome assembly.
AUGGCCGAUACAUCGGAAUAUCCACCUUCCCCGCCGAACACUCGGCUUCCGGGCCGUACCUCGGAUGUAUUAAGCGACGUCGUACUGUGGAGAAGAAAGCAGCUCAACUGCGCCGUCCUUUUAGCCGCGACGGCUCUGUGGACGGUUAUGGAUGUCUACCAAUACAGCCUCGUCACCGUCCUCUCGUGGCUGGCCAUGGCCGCCGCCGUCUCCCUCUUCUUCUGGGGCUCCAUCCACCGCCUCCUCAAGAAGGAGGCCCCUGACCUGUCGGAACUGGAGAUCGGCGAGGAGACUGCUCGGGAGCAGGCGGAGGCUUUCCGGCUGUGGGCCCAGGAAGUCGUCCGGCUGAUAUUACACGUCAGCACCGAGAGGGAGUGGUUCGUUUUUGCAGGCGUGGUGGCCUCUCUGUAUCUUGUCUCAUUAGUGGCCAGCCACUUUGAUUUUCUUACACUCCUUUACUUAGGAUUGAUUGGGGGAAUGACGGUGCCGGGGUUUUAUAUGAAGAAUGAAGGAAGGAUAGCGGAGUUUGGUGAUAAAGUGAAGACGAGAGCUCGAAAAGUAUACUCCAUUGUCGAGCAGAGAUUUCAAGAUUUGAAAAACAAGAUUGGGAGGGGACAGAAAGAGAUCAAAGAGAAGAAGAUGGAGUAG